CACAGUCACACAGCAAACAAGAGUAACUUAGAAGAAGAAUAUCCAACUGAAUUCUUGAACAGCUUAUCAUUCAACGGUGUGCCAGAACAUGAAAUACAAUUGAAGGUCUCAACUCCAGUGAUCCUUCUUCGUAACCUGGAUCGAUCUAUUGGCCUUUGCAACGGGACAACGAUCAUGAUAACACAUUUGGGUGAAAAUGUGAUUCGUGGUGAUAUUAUUGGAGGAUCAUAUGACAACACAACAGUUGCUAUUCCUAGAAUUGUGCUCAAUGUAACUCAACAUCGUUGGCCGUUCAUCUUAAAGAGGAGACAGUUUCCAAUCAGGUUGUGCUAUGCAAUGACUAUAAACAAGAGUCAAGGACAAAGCCUCGAUAUAGUGAGUGUUUACUUACCAAAGCCGGUGUUCAGUCAUGGAAAACUAUACGUAGCUGUUUCACGAGUUCGAUCGGCUGAUGGUCUGCAUAUACUGGUUGACAAUGACGGAGAAAUUCCACCAUACUACACCAGAAACAUAGUAUAUGAAGAAACCUUUUUGGAUGUCAAUGCAACAACUGAGUCUCAUACAGGUGAUCAAUUAAGUUUCUAUCAUCAAAAUAAUAGCAACCAUAUAAUUACUACUAUGCCUGCUUACGUACUACAGCUAACCAAAACAUAUACUCCUAUUGCAGAAGCCAUGGAAAUUGAUAGGGACGAGCCCAGACAGUAA
Molecule: messenger RNA, 705 nt
Organism: Linum tenue
Lineage: Eukaryota; Viridiplantae; Streptophyta; Magnoliopsida; Malpighiales; Linaceae
Source: the annotation of a GenBank genome assembly